AUGGCCAAGGUGGAGAAGCUUUUAAAACGUCUGAAGAUAGCUGAAGACGACGGUAAUCACUACGAGAGCCAUCAGAUCGCCCGGACUGUAUUUUAUCGAUGGCUGGAGCUGGCCGAAUACGAGAAAUUGGCUGACUUUUUGGUGGAGAAAGUCUUGAAAUUUCAACAGGGUGAGUUGGAGGGUCUGAUAAAGCGGUUUAUUGUUUAAUUUGAUUUAUAAUUGAUUAUUAUUUUUAUUGUUUUAGCUGGCCAACCUGCUAUUGCUUUGGAUCUCGCCGAAUUGUAUGCUGAUACUCUGCUCAAAUGGGAGAAUGUUGUGGAUGACAAGCGAGUCAGUCAAAUUCAACAGGCAAGUGUUUAUUUAUUCCUCUUUUUUAAAAUUUUUAGGUGUUGUGUUGACCUAUGUUAUUUAUGUUGUCUCGAUACGUGGUCAUAAAAUUGAUGUGUGAUGCCCGUACAAACGCUGAUUUUUGUUUUCCAGAUUCUCAACGCAAUUCCUGGAGCUUUGGAUAAUGAACAGUCCAGCCAUGAUCGACGGGAAGGACUGAUCGCAAAGUUUGUUGACUGGUCUUGUAGAACAGCUGAAGAAGAUUCAUUGGCUAGAAAAUAUGGUCAUCCACAAAUUCAAGAGAUCAUCGCUGACAGUCUAGAGGCCUCAGGACGGUGGGAUCUGGCUAAACCGCACUACAUCGUGUCGUUGGCGCCAGCGAAGUUGAGCCGAGUGAUCAAGAAUAUAAUUGAGAAUACGGAUGAGGAGACUGAAUCAAUGCCGCCUGAUUUCUUUAUCGCUAACACUGUUUUGCAGGUAAAAAAUUUGUUUAUAUGUUUUGCGCUUUAGGUUAGUUCUGGAGGCAAUUUCUGCUCUUAUUUUAGGUAGCUAUACCUAAAAUCGGAUGUUUGCAGGGAUAAGGCGUAUUAGCCCAUGUUAUGCCCUCCUGCCGUUUUGGAUUGUAGAAUAUGCUGUGACUCCCUAAUUUUUUUAUUUUCAGAUUGCUAACACGGGUAGAGUUGGGAUGGCUAUCAAUUUUCUACUUUCGGUGGUUACAGAAUAUAAGGAGUACAAUGAUCAUCCUCCAUUUGUGUCUGCUCUUUUGAACUUCAGUUGGCUCUGCUUGAUCGCGUUGAAUUUGAGAAGUGUAAGGUCUUUCUAUAUUUUUGUUAGGUUUUUAGGAUGUUGUAUUAUUGUCCAUGACAUCAGUUAGUGUUUUAUGCAAUUUCAUGUAAAUUUGCUUGCCGAAAAUUGUGUGGUAGAUGUUACUGUGAAACGGUACAAAGCCUCUUUUUUAGUUAUCACACUUUACCGAGGUCGUUGAGGUCUACAAACCAACUAUUCAUCAAUGCCGAAGCGUAGUCAACCUUGUUGAUAAAAUUGGACAAAAAUUCUUUGGAUUACCGCCGAGAGAUGGAAACGAAGGUGCCGGAGGAUUACUGGGAAAUUUGCUCAAAGGUCGGUUGUCUUUUGAAAUUGUGUGUUUAGUUUUUAGAAGAUUUAUUUACUUUUCCAUCUAAAACAAGAUGAUUUUAGGCCUGAUCUCGAAACCUUCCUCAUCUCAACAGGAAAAUCAAUCAGUCUCCCUUCAAGUUGGCGAUGAUCCAUUCAUCACUCGAUAUAACUUCAAUUCCGACCAAUUCCACGCUGCCUUCCAAGCUGCCGAAGCCCUGAAUCCCCCCAUGUCAGUUGUCGAGCCCGAUUUUGCUGAUGCCGUGGAAGUCCAACCUCAAGCCCCUGCACAACCAUCCGCUUCACAGAGCGAUAUGGACCUUGACUAG
Bursaphelenchus xylophilus (pine wood nematode) is the source of this 1769-nucleotide messenger RNA. The record is from the annotation of a GenBank genome assembly. NCBI's taxonomy places the organism in Eukaryota, Metazoa, Nematoda, Chromadorea, Rhabditida, Aphelenchoididae.